UCUGGCUAACAGGGAGGAAUGUUCUGAACCAUGUGAAGAGAAUAGCAUACUGUAGCUCAGGGAGGAUUCAUCAUGACAGAAAGCAAAGGGAAUAUGCAGUUGCCAAGACCUUCCUCAAGAUGGAACUUUUAUACCAAGUAAAAAAAAUCCUGUCAAAGGACUGAUGCUGCCCAGGAAGCUUCUGUAAAAAAAACGUGAAAUUGUGUUAGCCAAGAAAUCAAUAUACAAGUUAUUAUAAAAGUUACACAACAUUUAAUGGACUGCAUAACGGCAAAUGCUCUCUUAUUGAUGAAGAAAUACUGUAUAUGGAUUUCCUCCAAAUUAGCUUCCCAGACGUACAGUAAAGCAGGCGAACAGAUUAGACAUACCUUUUAAUGAAGAACACCAGAUGUUCAGAAAAAUACCUCUUAAUUUAUGGCACUGUUGGCUAAAGGGAAGGAAGCGGCAGCGAAUGGCUCCCCAGCAAUCCCCUUAUAUGCUGGAAAUGGCACAACGGAAUGAAAAGAAUAAGUCCUUAUCUGUAACUUAAAGGACCCCCCCUACCCACCCCCGCAGUCGCUGCAGGCUGCUUUACACUUGUUAUCCUCAGAAGACGAUGUAUUUUAAUUAAAAUAGUGCAUUUUCUUUGCCCUUUCUAACCAAAGCUAAGGUCUUCUCAGCAUUUUGUCCUGCCAAGUUCAUCGCACUGAUUAAAUAUUAACCACCGAAAAGCCCUGGGCGCGAUAAUUGCAGAGGUUGUUCAUGGUUGGGAAAUGCACACGGGCUGAGAAACAUACAAAGAAGGAGGGCUAAGGCAAGGAGUGGGGGAGCUGUGAGAAGCAGCGGCGGGACCUAGACUGUCGCGUACUGCUCACUCCAUCACCCUGCCUCCCGUGUGUAGGGAUUUGCCUGCCAGCAUUUCGUGUCAGUGCCAGGGAAGUUAAGGGGAUGCUCUCGCUGCCCAUGGUCAGGGCGAUCGGCUGCUAAGAGGUGGAUUAGAAGGGGAGUGUGAGAGACCAAUCGCCGCCUGUGGGAGUAUUUGUUAUUCACAUGGAGGAGCCCGCUCAGGACUAGCUGCCUGUUUCAGCACCGCGGCCAGCUACAAGUGCGGCUCAGUGGCACCGGGACCAGCCUUGCACUGAGAGGGAGAUGCGGGCGAGAGAUGCUGGGCGUUCCAUUUUUCACGUGAAGGCGACUUCUUCCUGGCGUAUAAAUGAGGCAAUUAGAUGUUGGAAUCUGAGGAGGGAUUAGGAGAGUGUGCCAAUCUGACUAGCGGUGGGGAAGCCACAAGGACUUGCUAAAGUGUGGCUGGAAGGAUACUGUUAUCUAAACAUUCAUCAAAUACGACAUGACUUGGAGACUACCAGUUCCUGAACCUGAACACAUGAAAGAACUACCUGAUCAUAUGAAGUAUCUACUUGCUGUACUGGAUUUAUUGAAUGGAUUAUUUUAACUGUGCUGUGUUGAGUUUGGCUUUGUUACUAUACUCCUACAUUAUGUUAUCUUUUAUUGGGCACUGAUGGUAACAUCUGGAAGGUGCAGCCUGAAAAGACUUAUUUUUUCAUAUCAGAAUUGGAUUCUAAAUUGCAAUAAUGUCGUUGAGAAAAGUAACACACAAAAGCACCCAAUCAACUAUUUGCCCCUGCAUUUUAUUUUUAACAAUGUAUAUCUUGGGAAUAUCAAGCAUGAUGCAAACAACUAAUGGCCAGGAAUAUGCUCACUCCAUCAGGGUAGAAGGGGACAUUAUACUUGGAGGUCUCUUCCCAGUCCAUGCAAGAGGGGAACGUGGUGUGCCAUGUGGAGACCUUAAAAAAGAGAAGGGAAUUCACAGACUAGAGGCAAUGAUGUAUGCAAUAGAUCAGAUAAAUAAGGACUCAGACCUUCUUCCAAACAUUACAUUAGGGGUGCGCAUCCUUGAUACCUGCUCAAGGGAUACAUAUGCCUUGGAGCAAUCUUUAACCUUUGUGCAAGCUUUAAUAGAAAAAGAUGCUUCUGAUGUGAGAUGUGCCAAUGGAGAUCCUCCUAUUUUUACAAAACCUGAUAAAAUCGUUGGUGUAAUAGGAGCUGCAGCAAGUUCAGUAUCUAUCAUGGUUGCCAAUAUUUUAAGGCUUUUUAAGAUACCUCAGAUCAGCUAUGCAUCUACAGCUCCAGAACUGAGCGAUAACAGUCGCUAUGAUUUUUAUUCACGUGUGGUUCCGCCUGACUCCUAUCAAGCCCAGGCAAUGGUGGAUAUUGUGACAGCCCUAGGAUGGAACUAUGUAUCCACUUUAGCUUCAGAAGGAAAUUAUGGUGAGAGUGGUGUAGAAGCAUUCACACAACUAUCCAGGGAAAUUGGAGGUGUUUGCAUUGCACAGUCAUUGAAAAUCCCCCGGGAGCCCAAAGUAGGAGAAUUUGAUAAAAUCAUUAGACGCCUGUUGGAAACCCCUAACGCACGGGCAAUAAUCAUUUUUGCAAAUGAAGAUGACAUAAGACGAAUUCUGGAAGCAGCCAAAAGAAACAAUCAAACUGGGCAUUUUCUGUGGAUUGGUUCAGACAGCUGGGGUUCUAAGAUUGCGCCAGUGUACCAGCAAGAAGAAAUAGCUGAAGGAGCUGUAACAAUAUUACCAAAGAGAGCAUCAAUAGAUGGAUUCGAUAGAUAUUUUCGAAGUCGGUCCUUAGCCAAUAACCGUAGAAAUGUAUGGUUUGCAGAAUUUUGGGAGGAAAAUUUUGGAUGUAAGUUGGGAUCACAUGGUAAACGGAACAAUCAUUUUAAGAAAUGCACAGGGUUAGAACGUAUUGGACGACAUUCCAGUUUUGAACAGGAAGGAAAAGUCCAGUUUGUGAUAGAUGCCGUAUAUUCAAUGGCUCAUGCACUGAAUAACAUGCACAAAGAUCUCUGCCCUGGGUAUAUUGGACUCUGCCCACGAAUGAAGACUAUUGAUGGAAAAGAGCUUCUUAGCUAUAUUCGGGCAGUUAAUUUUAAUGGAAGUGCUGGAACACCAGUGACAUUCAAUGAAAAUGGGGAUGCUCCUGGGCGAUAUGAUAUCUACCAAUACCAAAUGACAAACAAAACAGCAGAAUACAAGGUUAUUGGACAGUGGACCAACCAAUUACAUCUAAAUGUGGAAGACAUGCAGUGGACAAGCAGAGAACAUACGCAACCAACUUCAGUUUGUAGUUUGCCAUGCAAGCCUGGAGAAAGAAAGAAAACCGUGAAAGGAGUUCCCUGCUGCUGGCAUUGUGAACGAUGUGAAGGCUAUCAUUAUCAAGUAGAUGAACUGACCUGUGAACUUUGUCCUUUAGAUCAAAAACCAAAUGCAAACCGCACUGGCUGCCAACUCAUUCCUAUUAUUAAACUUGAAUGGCACUCUCCCUGGGCUGUUGUGCCUGUCUUUAUAGCCAUUCUGGGAAUUGUGGCGACAACAUUUGUAAUUGUCACCUUUGUGCGAUACAACGAUACACCUAUUGUUAGAGCAUCUGGCCGUGAGCUCAGCUACGUGCUGUUGACAGGGAUUUUUUUGUGCUAUGCCAUUACUUUUUUAAUGAUUGGCACUCCAGACAUGUUUGUUUGCUCACUAAGACGUAUUUUUCUGGGACUUGGCAUGUGCUUCAGUUAUGCUGCAUUACUUACAAAAACGAACAGAAUUCAUCGAAUAUUUGAGCAAGGAAAAAAGUCUGUUACUGCCCCAAAGUUUAUAAGUCCAGCAUCUCAGCUGGUAAUUACAUUUAGUCUUAUAUCUGUUCAGUUGAUUGGAGUCUUCAUAUGGUUUGUUGUAGAUCCUCCUCAUAUUAUAAUAGACUAUGGAGAACAAAGAACACCUGAUCCAAUUAAUGCCAGGGGGGUUCUUAAAUGUGACAUAUCUGAACUCUCUCUUAUUUGCUCUCUUGGAUACAGUAUUCUUUUAAUGGUUACAUGCACUGUUUAUGCCAUUAAAACCAGAGGGGUGCCAGAAACCUUCAAUGAAGCCAAACCUAUUGGAUUUACUAUGUACACCACCUGCAUAAUUUGGUUAGCUUUUAUUCCAAUAUUUUUUGGAACAGCUCAGUCAGCAGAAAGGAUGUAUAUCCAGACAACUACACUGACUAUCUCCAUGAGUUUAAGUGCUUCUGUAUCUCUGGGUAUGCUAUACAUGCCCAAGGUUUACAUUAUAAUUUUGCAUCCAGAGCAGAAUGUUCAAAAACGAAAAAGGAGUUUCAAAGCAGUUGUGACAGCUGCCACCAUGCAAAGCAAGCUGAUCCAAAAGGGAAAUGACAGGCCAAAUGGUGAAGUGAAAACUGAACUCUGUGAAAGCCUUGAAACAAACAGAAGAAGACCAAGCACCCAGAACAAACCCUAUUUUCCUGAUCCCAGUGAUAUCACUGAACAUCUAUGAAUGCUUCAUCAUCCAAGACCACAUAUGUCAGUUACAGCAAUCAUGCAAACUGAAAUCUGGUGAUGUUAAGUGGAAAAUAUCAUCCAUGUUCUACAAUCAAAACCAAGAGCAGCAUUUGGAAAAAAAACAAAGUAAACACAAUGGACAUGCUAGAAAUGCCUGGAUUUAUUUUUGGAAUAUAGUGUUGACAUAUUUUAAUGAAAAGCACAUGAAUGAAAAAAGAAAAGAUGUGGAAUUUACUAAGCAAAACCUAUUGUUCAUGUUUGGUGAAAGACAAAAAGAAAAAAAAAACUGUCAUAUGUUACACCAUUAUUGUAAGUUCGUUUUGUGAUUUGUGAGAAUUUCAUUCCUGUCCUAUAUUGUUCUGUCUGUACAGGAGAUGAGUUUGUGCAUUGUAAUGGCUGAUUGACAUGAAGCCCUGGGUUGUGUUACAUAAAUGCAAUGGUUUAAGCAUGCACAUUUUUAUACAAAAGAUAUUUCUAAUAAAGGAAUGUUUUGCAAA
Xenopus tropicalis (tropical clawed frog) is the source of this 4833-nucleotide messenger RNA. RefSeq names its product glutamate receptor, metabotropic 8 (gene grm8). Bases 1572 to 4331 code for a protein of 919 amino acids. Gene Ontology annotation, molecular function: G protein-coupled receptor activity. Gene Ontology annotation, biological process: G protein-coupled receptor signaling pathway; adenylate cyclase-inhibiting G protein-coupled glutamate receptor signaling pathway; cell communication. Lineage: Eukaryota; Metazoa; Chordata; Amphibia; Anura; Pipidae. Gene Ontology annotation, cellular component: plasma membrane; membrane. The transcript is spliced from 13 exons. The record is from RefSeq and is a predicted model, not a curated record.